GUUUGAAACUGCUUUUCUGAAUUCGAAAUCAAAGAAAAGUUGGAUUCACAGAUUUUAGACUAGUGAUUUUUGUGUGUGAUUCAACCGUUGCUGAUCUCAAAGAUUUUAAUCAAGAGUUGAAAUAUAAGCAGUUGAAAUAUUUGAUAACAAUACUAUCCAGACUUUAAUAUCGCUCAUCUUAGCUUGUUCCAUGAAGUGAAAUGUCCAGUUCCAAUAAUCAAGCAAGUUCCAAUGGAACUGAUAUAUAUUCAACAACUUCAAGGUUUUCAAAAGCUGUUAGUGCAACCGCCUCUGCUUUAAUCAAUCCAGCUGAAGGAUCAACUACAAGCGAUGCCCUUUUAUCAAAUUCAAGUUACAAGAGAGUCAUGAGAGAUGCAUUGAGUUCGAAGAAUUCUUUAGCUUUGGCAAGAAGGCGAAAUAAUGAUAAGGUUGAUCUAUAUGGAAGCCGGUAUGCCACUUCAACUGAGUACUUUAAAAAUGCCUUUAGCUCUUCCAAAACAGCAUAUAAGAUACUUACACAUAUUCCUGAUGAACUUUUAGAAGAAAUCCCUGAAGAAAAACCUCAAGCUUUUUCAUUAUUUCAAGGAUUUAAUGCAACAUUACCUGAAGUUGAUGAAGAAAUAACAGUAUCGAAAACUUUAGGAGCAGAUGAGGGUGAUUUUUUGAAAAAAUUAACAAAUAGGGAUGAUGGUAAAGAGGAUGAAGAAGAUGAUUUCAAUUUUAGAUUACCUCAAGGAAUUACAAAAGAGAAAAUCACAGGUUCAUAUUCGACACAUAAAUUACACAACUACAAACAACAACUAAAUAACAACUUGGAAACAUUAGAAAUCAGGAAAAACUUGGCUGCAAGUGAAAUACUUGAACUUGAUAAUAAAAUUGCUCAACUAAACCAAUUAAGGAAAGUGGUUUUCAAGAGAGUUGCUAAAAUUGAACAAAAUGAAUUAUUUUUGGAAACUCAUUUACAAGAUAUUGAUGAUAGAAUACAAAUGAUUAAAGACUAUAAUAUGGAACAACCAGAUGAUGAUGAAGUUGAAAGAGACACAGAGGAUCAAGAGAAGGAAAAUGUUCAAACACCAGGAAACGGUAAACCACUCAUGUCACAAAGUAUUUAUGGUAAAUUACAGAAAAAACCACCAAAGUUCAAAAAGAAACACCAUAAGCAUCGUAAAACCAUGCCAACAUUACAACAAUACUAUGAACCAGGUACAGAAAUAAGAGCUAUCCAAGCACACGAUGAAUCUGUGAACUGCUUUGACUUUGACAUUCCUUUCGGUACAAUGGUUUCUGCAUCUUUAGAUAAUACUGUUCGCGUUUGGGAUUUAAGUAAAGGGAAAUGCUCAGGAAUGCUGGAAGGUCAUAUUGCACCUGUCAGUUCAAUCCAAAUGGAUGACUCAUUUGUUGUCACUGGUUCAUUGGAUGCUUCUUUGAAAUUAUGGGACCUAUCUAGAUUACAUCAAGAUUUUGAAACAAUUGCAGAAGAAGGUGAAGAGGAAGGACCAUGUGUCUAUACUUUUGAAUCACAUAUUGAAGAAAUUACAGCAUUAAGCUUCCAUAAUUACAAUCUAGUCAGUGGUUCUCAAGAUAGAACUAUAAGACAAUGGGAUUUACAAACUGGCCAUUGUUUACAAACUAUUGAUGUGUUAUGGGCUUCUCAAAUCAAUCAAACCACUAAUGUUGAUACCUCAGUUAUUGUGGAUAGAGUUAAUCCUUUCAUUGGCUGCUUACAAACAUAUGAUGCUGCAUUGGCUACAGGUACAUCUGACGGAUUAGUUAGGUUAUGGGACUUGAGAAGUGGUGAAGUUGUUAGAUCUUUAGUUGGUCAUACUGCUCCAGUUACAUGCCUACAAUUUGAUGAUAAACAUUUAGCAACAGGUAGUUUGGAUAGAUCAAUUAGAAUUUGGGAUUUAAGAACUGGUGGUAUUCACGAUGCAUUUGCCUAUGAAUCUCCAAUAACUUCAUUACAAUUUGAUUCAAGAAGAAUUGUUUCCUCGAAUUGUGAAACCACUGCAAAGAUUUAUGAUAGAAUUGAUGAAAAACACUCUUCAUGUGGUGGGAAAGACGCUGGCAGUGCUAUUAUAAACUAUGUUCGUUAUAAGGAAGGAUAUCUGGUUGAAGGUAGAGCUGAUGGUAAGAUUGGGGUCUGGGCCGUAUAA
Hansenula anomala is the source of this 2153-nucleotide messenger RNA. It is a transcript of the gene CAF4, whose product is annotated as Caf4p. The record is from RefSeq and is a predicted model, not a curated record. Gene Ontology annotation, biological process: mitochondrial fission. The coding region runs from base 201 to 2153 and encodes 650 amino acids. Gene Ontology annotation, cellular component: mitochondrion. Lineage: Eukaryota; Fungi; Ascomycota; Saccharomycetes; Phaffomycetales; Wickerhamomycetaceae. The transcript is spliced from 2 exons. Gene Ontology annotation, molecular function: protein binding.